GUGUACGUAAGAUGUGUAGUUUUUCAAAACUAGUGUAGGGCUAAGUAUGUCAAAGUUGUCGGUGAAAGAGGAAAGUGGCUGUAGAAGACUGUUGACAAUGUUGCCCAAGGAUGACUUGCUGGCCCUUAAAGAUACAGUAACGAAUCGUCUGAUAGCUGUAGAGAGUGCAGAAGAGGCAGUCCAAGCCAUCAUAACUUACUCUCAGGAUGCAGAGGAGCUGCUUAAGAGGAAGAAGGUGCACCGUGAUGUCAUUUUUAAGUAUCUUGCCAAUGAAGGAGUUGCUAUGCCUCCAAAUGCUCAGAAAUAUAAUCUGGUCAGGAGGACCCUUGAGUUGUGGUCAUCCGAGGAGAUGCCAAAGCCAAAAAGUGAGAAUAAUGCAGCUUUUUCUUCAGACAAGACUGCAGAUGGUCUGUCAGACCUUGCAGCUUUGGGAAAAGAGUUUUGCCAGUGGUUCUUCUGUCUUUUCAACUCUCAGAACACCACACAAGUGCAGCCGGUGCAGAACUGGGGUCCUCAGCGUUUCUGGCAGGAUGUGAGACUUCGGCUUCUGUUACAUGCUGGAGAACAGCGUGUUGAAGAGUUCAAUGGGGCAGAGUUGGUCAGCAGGCGGCUUCAUGCUCUUGUAGGAGAAGAACGUCUGUUGUUCUGCCCGAACUUAGAGGGUCUUGGGUUAAAGUGUGUAUCUUCACCUCAUGGAUUUGUAUUAGUGGCUGUGGCUGGGACCAUCCACCGUGACAGUGUCUGGCUCGGGAUUUUUGAGCAAGCGUUUGGGCUCAUUCGCUCACCGCUGGACAGUAACCGUUGGAAGAUAAAGUUUGUGAAUGUUAAAGUAGAAGCACAAAGUGCCAUCACUGACAGACAUUUACCAGUAAUUACAUAUGACUCAAAUGAGUUGCUGAGCCUUUGCAAUUGAGCAUCAACAUGGUUUGUGUGGUCAUGUUUUCACGUAGUAGCUUCAAUACAAGUUAAGCUCCAUCAACAGCAUUUGUGGCAUAAUGUUGGUUACCACAAAGACUCAUUUUGACUCAACCCUUGAUUUUAUUUAAAAAAAAAGAGCACAAAAAAAAUACAGUGAUUACAGGAUUUUGUUUUCAUGACAACAAAGUGAAAACACUAGAUAUAUAACUUUUCACAGAUGCCAAGUUUACAUCCUGUGUCUAUAUUUCUGAAACAGUGUGUAUUUUAAUGUUAAUGGACUGACCCCAUUCACUUCCAUUGUAAGUGCCUCACUGUAAUUGUUUUUGCGAAAAUCAGCAUUGUGCCACAAAUGCUGUUAAUUGAGGUUAAAUUGUAUGGAACAUGGAACAUUCCUUUAACCAUGGACAAUGUACUUUUCCAUGUAAAUAAUAUUAUCGAUGGACCUUUUUUUUGUGGGGGGAGUACAGCUUGCAUUGUAUUUUUGUUGCUCUGAAGGAAAGACCAGUCAGUUUCCCCCCUUACAAACCUCAAAUCAAUUAAUAUUUAGAUUUAUGUAGAUUUGUCAUUAUGAAUUUUUUUUUAUAAAGAGCUAAAUUGAUGCAUAAAACAAAUAGUUUCAUGGAGAGCUAGAAAGCUACAAAUUAUUUGACUAAAUAAUACAAUGAAUCCUGUAAAUGUAAUUGGCAAUUGAUUAGUUUAGGUUCUUUUAUAUUCCUAGUUUUAUCUCAAUUACUUCAAUCUAUUACAUUUUUUUUCUUAGUUCUUAUCAGAAAUGUAAAAAAAAAAAAAAGCUGUGAACUUUUCUAUGGAACAAAUUGUUUUGAAUUAAUUUUUAAUUAAUAUAUUUUUAUAGGAAAAAUAAAUCCUUGUUGAAUGUAUUGCAUUGAAGUAAUUUUGUAAAAUUUCUUUAAAAUCUUGUUUGAGUCCUUUAGUUUUUUGAGUAUUUAUUUUUUUUAUCUUUUAAUUGUAUUUUAAUUGUUAUUAUGAUCACAACCAUUUUG
Xyrauchen texanus (razorback sucker) is the source of this 1919-nucleotide messenger RNA. RefSeq lists its product as uncharacterized. The transcript has 3 exons. Bases 47 to 913 code for a protein of 288 amino acids. The record is from RefSeq and is a predicted model, not a curated record. NCBI's taxonomy places the organism in Eukaryota, Metazoa, Chordata, Actinopteri, Cypriniformes, Catostomidae.